Molecule: messenger RNA, 1749 nt
Organism: Naegleria fowleri
Lineage: Eukaryota; Heterolobosea; Eutetramitea; Acrasida; Naegleriidae
Exons: 3
Coding region: 1-1749 (582 amino acids)
Biological process (GO): DNA-templated transcription
Source: RefSeq, a predicted model, not a curated record
AUGACACCAUCGGAACCAUUCACAAUCAUGGAUUCUGAAAUACCGGAUGGAUAUAGUAUGGUGAGCAAUCGUUCGGGAACACAGAAGUCAUUGUCAUAUUUGGAUAGAUUUGAAGCAAGGAGUGCACGGAGGGAUUUUACUAACAUUGGAAAUGUUCGGGACGAAACCGCAGCCUGUGAUGAUGACAAAUACUUGGUUGGUAUAGAAUCACAAGAUGAAAUGAGGUUGUGUUUCACAGGAUUUAUUGUUAAAUGCAGCGAUGCAAAACAGUAUUCACAAACAAAGGAUGAAUCCCUUUUAGAAAAGCCUGAAAAUAGAAUGUAUUACACAUUUUGUGAAGAUAGCACUCGGUGGGCUUUUGACUAUUCACAGGAAGAAAGAGGAAUAUGGUUUGAAAACGAGAAUGGUUGGUUCAAAAUAAUGAACCCAAGUAAGAAAUAUAAGCCAAUUUAUGAUCCGUUUUAUAAGAAAUGUGAACUUUGGUUAAACUUGCAUGACAUUCUUGUGCAGAACAUUGACCAAGGAUAUUCUACAAUUAUUUCUCUGUUGAAAGAACGGCAUAGUGUUGAAGAAUCGUACGUGAUGGAACAAGCAACUUUUAUUUUAAAUAAUUGCCAGCAUGUAGAAUUCGCGCACAUUCGUUUAUCAAGCACAAAAUUUGCAAAAGAAUUCAGAGAAAAGAUAAUAGCUGAAAAAGAAAGAGCAGUUCAAGAAGAAAAAGAACGUAUUGAACGAGAAAAAAAAGAAGAAUUAGAAAAAAUUGAGAGAGAAAGAAGAGAAACUGAACAAAGAGAACAAUUAGAAAGGCAGAAUCAACUCACAACACAGCAAAAUCAACAAAUACUGCCUCAAUCUAUCAAAGUGAAAAAAGAGCUUCCAAAAAUCAAACCGCUGAGUGCAAAUCUCGCAAAACCCAAGCCCCAAAUCAAUCCCUUAGUCGUUCCCUAUAUUGAGCGAUUAUGUAUGGCAGCCCAAGAGGAAGCCGACCAAGGAGAAUUAUCAGACAGUGGUGACAGAGAUCCUUUUUUUUCUUCUUAUACCGUUUGUAAUUUUUGCAACAUCCACAGACCUGAGCUCAUGGCUUGCAAGGAAUGCGGGGAAUAUCUAUUAUGUUCCGUAUGCUUUUAUAGACUAGAAUUAGACAAGAAUAUUCCAACAAAAUUUCUUGAGGAAAAUAUUUCUCCAUUUGAAGUGUGUGGAAAACGAGAAAUGUUUGUAUGCAGAGAAUGUCAUUCUAAAUUGAAUGGCUCGGAAGAAAGUGAACAUGAUUCGCAAGAAAGCGUAGAGCUCGAUAGAGUACAAAUCACUGAUGAAGAGCAAGAGGAGAAUGAUUCACCACAAGCAAAGAAAUCUAAGAAAUCGACUAGUACUGUAGGUGAUGAAUGUCACAGCAAACCAAAAAAAAGAGGCCGACGAAGAAAAGAACCAGAAAAAAACAAAGAACCACAAAAUAGCAUUCCCAGUGAAAAAGUUAGAGCCACAAGGAGGAAAAAACUUUCAGACGCAUUGGCUGUUCAUGAUAUAGACCACAAACAAAACAAAAAAUUAGCCAUUGAAAUAGAAAAAGCCAUUCUAAAGAAACCAAAUCCAGAAUUUUCGAAUGGAGAUCAUGCUGCUGCUAUUGUGAAGUUGCUUAAAAACAAGAAUAUUGUGUCACAAUUGCUUGAUGGGUCGCUUUCUGUGUCGAAGCUUGUUUCCUUCAGUUCCUCAGAACUAAAAGAAUUGUCCAAGAAAAGGAUCAAGAAAUAA